CAAUGAUACCUAACACUAAAAGAGAUUUAGUUGCCAUAGAAUAUUUAUAGUAAAAUGUCUAUCCUGGAUUAUAACCAGCAUUAAUGAAUGUAAUUAGGAUAAUUAAAUUAGUUAAUCGAUCAUGUUGUUAAAUCAGAUGAAGUUAGAAAACAUCAAGAAAGACUUAAGAAAAUAAAAAUAUUUGAUAAGAUUGAAUAAAAGAGAGUUGAAAAAGAGAGACUUAGAGCUGAACUUGGAUCUGAGUAUGAAUCAUCAGAAGGAUCAGUUGAUUUAGAUGAAAUGGGUAUUAAUUAAUCAGAGUUUCAUAAAUUUAUGGGCAAAGACCAAAAAGAAAUUCAAUCACCUUUGCCAAUGGAUGAAUAGGCUUAAUAAGGAGGUGCAGAAGAAUAGACAUCUUAAGAUCUAAAAAAAGACACUUUAUUAUCAUUAGGAGAAAUCAGAGAAGAUCAAGAAGAUGAAGAUCAAGCAGAUAAACAUGAAUUAGAAAAAAUGAAAUAAUUCCUUAGAUAAUAACGAGAAGAAAUGUCAUUCAAUCCACUGCUUUUUCUAGCCUAAUAGAUUCGAGAUAUAAUUGCUGCAAAUAAUUGAGU
This is a messenger RNA of Paramecium pentaurelia, 590 nucleotides long. The record is from the annotation of a GenBank genome assembly. Lineage: Eukaryota; Ciliophora; Oligohymenophorea; Peniculida; Parameciidae.